Suillus subaureus is the source of this 923-nucleotide messenger RNA. RefSeq lists its product as uncharacterized. The record is from RefSeq and is a predicted model, not a curated record. The transcript has 4 exons. Bases 298 to 867 code for a protein of 189 amino acids. NCBI's taxonomy places the organism in Eukaryota, Fungi, Basidiomycota, Agaricomycetes, Boletales, Suillaceae.
UAUCGAUUUUCUAUGAGUGUCCCUUUAUAGUCGUUUCAUCUAUUCUCAUCUACGACAAGUUGUUCACUCCGUUGAUUAUUGACAUUCAAUUCAUUGCCAGUUUAUCAGUAGAUCAUUGUGCACUGCAUGAAUGACGAAUAUACUGGCAGGGGUUACAGGACAACAAUAGCACCCGUGAAUCCCAACAACCAUGUGAAUCAGAGCUCAGGACUUCUGUGAGAUUGCCGAUAUAUAUAUUGGGAUCUCAUAAAGCACUGUAGAAUCGCGCCGAUCUCAUCACACUUGCUUCUGCCCACCAUGGCUACACCUCCCGAAGUUACGACCAAGAAUCUCACUGGAAAAUAUGUCAUGAACAAGACAUUGAGCGAUGAUAGUGACGAUAUCCUCAAGCUCCAGGGCGUAUCUUGGUUCAAGCGGCGCGCCAUCUCAAUGUUUACGUUGACGCUUGUGGUAAAACACUAUAGCGAUGAGGGCGGCUUUGAACAUGUAGACAUUGGACAGACUCUAUCUGGCGGUAUCUCGGGCACGAAUGAGAACCGCACUCUUGAUUGGGAGGAACGUGGCCAAAGCAACGAUGUUUUUGGUGCCGUGAUAGGACAAUCAAAGAGAACCAAGGUUGAGGAAGUAGAUGAUGAAUUCUUGAAGACUGGCUGGACGGAAGAUGCAAUUGAAGAUGGUUUGAUCCUUACUGCAACCUGGAGUGAUACUGCAAAAAGUGGCAUGGAGUGGAGAGCAGAACAGACAUGGGGGUUUGAGGUGAUAAAUGACGAGAGGAGAUACGCUAGACAUGUGAAGUUCACAUCAUCGGAUAAGAAGGAUGGUCCGAUCUUCAAACACCUGUAUUAUGAUUACGCCGGACCCAGCUGAAUACCACGGACGUAUAAUAAGGACUACGGCGGAACAGUCUGCUACGAAGACGUUUG